GACACCUUUGAGUUGCGAGACUAAAUUAGUAAAUUGUAAAUUGGCUUAGCAUAUUUAAAAAGGAAAUGGGGCGGAAACGAUGAAUCCGGCAUCGCGUAAACGUGCUUGGAGCAAUUCAGCUUUUGCUAAUCAAUCCAAAUUUGAGGCCUCUGAUAAAACAAAUGAUUUUGAGAAUGGGAGCAGCUUCGCUGAUAACAAACAAGAGAAUAGAAAUGACAUACAAACGCUACAGAAUCCUAAAGUGGAGAAAACUCAAACCAAAUCCUCCAAAAAUAGUUCCAAUUGGAUUAAUGCAUUUGAACCAAGUAAAUGUGAAGAAGUCGCAGUACAUACGAAAAAACUAGCAGAACUACAAAACUGGCUAAUGCAUUAUGAAGCCGUAAGUAAACAACAUCCUGCACAAAUAUGCCUGCUUACCGGGCCAUCUGGUUCGGGAAAAACUACAGCCGUACGUGUUAUAUCACGAUCACUAAAUUAUGAACUGCACGAAUGGAUUAAUCCAGUUGACUGUGAAUUAAUUAACGUCUUAGGAGAUCAAACUAAUAGUUACAUAGGAUCCCAAAUAGAAAUGUUUAAGUCGUUUUUAUUUCGUUCGUCUCGGUAUAAAUCAUUAGUCGGUGGUCAAAAGCGUCUGGUGCUAGUGGAGGAUUUUCCCAACAUGAUAAUUUCAAAUGCCGAGACUUUUGAAACUAUUCUGGAAGAAUUUUCGAAAUAUGGAAAAUCGCCGCUUAUAUUUAUAGUAACGGAUUCCAAAACUCGUUCUUUAAAUAUAAGUUAUAACAUCUUUACUGAGCAGCUGAAAAAUAAAUUUCAUAUAAACCAUAUUGGUUUUAAUCCAAUCGCAGUGACUCUAUUACAGAAGGCGAUGAAAAGAUUUUGUACUCUAAUGAGGGAGCCACAAAUAGCCGCUAAUUACAAUGUGCCUUCACAAUCGGUUAUCGACUCGAUAGUAUUUGCUGCGCAAGGUGAUAUUCGCAACGCACUGAUAAAUCUGCACUUUGCUUCACUAAAGGGUACUGGUACUUUGCCUACAGAGCGUGUGGAAUCAUGUGACAACAAGGGAAAAUCUAAAAAACAAGUAUCAACGCUUAAAACGAUUCGUCGUGAUGAAUCACUAACGAUGUUUCAUGCAUUGGGACGAGUUUUCAAUCCCAAACGUAUGUCCAAUGGUAAUUUCAUGCACAAUCCAGAAGAUAUAAGCGAAAGUUUUGCAUCUGAACCGAAGCGAUUUAUUGAUCUUAUGCAUGCUAAUUACCUUCCACAUUUCGGCGAUAUUGAACACGUUGUUGCAGCAACGAAUAACCUGAGCAUUGCUGACAACAUUAUUACCGAAUAUCGCGAGGAAUCGUUGGCACUGAUCGCGCUUAAUAUAGCUAUACGGAGUAUAAUGGUAGCGAACGAGACUCCAGUCAGCGCGUGGAUCCCAGUUAGAGCACCAAAGCGUUAUCAGCAAGACGCUUUAUGUAAACCGCUACCUCUACAGUGCAUAUCCAAAAACGUAUACGCAACAGAUUAUAAAAGUUACGUGGAAAUCAUUCAUGGCUCUAAAAACAUCAGCUCGACCAAAUAAUAAUUAAAAUGUAUUUUAUGAGUUUAUUUCGAAUAGUAAGAACCUUAUUUAUUAAAUAUCUGAGAGAUUAAGUUUUCGCAUAGUAAUAUAUUAAAGUACAUUGAAUGCCUUCAA
Anastrepha obliqua is the source of this 1684-nucleotide messenger RNA. It is a transcript of the gene Rad17, whose product is annotated as cell cycle checkpoint protein RAD17. The coding region runs from base 80 to 1570 and encodes 496 amino acids. The record is from RefSeq and is a predicted model, not a curated record. The transcript is spliced from 5 exons. NCBI's taxonomy places the organism in Eukaryota, Metazoa, Arthropoda, Insecta, Diptera, Tephritidae. Gene Ontology annotation, molecular function: chromatin binding. Gene Ontology annotation, biological process: DNA repair; DNA damage checkpoint signaling; mitotic DNA replication checkpoint signaling.